AUGACAGUGUUGUUUGUUUUUUAUACAGCUAGGGAGAUAUGGGUCGAUCUUGAAGAACGUUUGUCACAAGGAAAUGCACCUCGAGUGCAUCAACUAAGAACUGAGAUAGUGAAUACGCAGCAGAAAGAUAUGUCAAUUGCUGCAUAUUACACAAAGCUUAAGGGACUUUGGGAUGAGUACAACGCUUAUUCUCAAAUUCCGCCUUGCACUUGCGGUUCGGCCAAAGCAAUUGCUGUUGAGAAAGAAAAAGAAAAGGUUCAUCAAUUCUUGAUGGGAUUAAAUGAAAAAUAUAAUGUGGUGAGAUCUCAAAUCCUAAACACUGAUCCUCUUCCUUCGCUAGCCCGAUCUUAUGCACUUGUUUCGCAAGAAGAAAAGCAACAACAAAUUGCAACGACAAGAGGGGCAACCAUUGUUGAAGCAGCUGCAUUUGCUGCAUCCAAAAACAACCUGAAGGCUGUGACACGAAGCAACAAUGGUAACCGAGACACAUCAAAGCUGUAUUGUGAACAUUGCAAGAAAAAUAAACACACAAAGGAGACAUGUUUUGAAUUACAUGGCUACCCGGAUUGGUGGGAAAAGAACAAAACCAAAUCGACACGAGGAAAGAUGGCAAAUCAAACACAAACCAUGAACACGACAGGACAAUCAACUGGAUCUCCAAUCGGCGGCCUCACCAAAGAACAGUAUACCCAACUCAUGUCUUUGCUGAAUCUUGACAAGACACAGAACUUGAAUCCAAUUGCAAAUUUUGCUGGACCUAGCCACGAGGAAGCUGAUUGACAUGGGUGAGCUUAAGGAUAGUCUUUAUUAUUUCAGGG
This is a messenger RNA of Pistacia vera, 818 nucleotides long. RefSeq lists its product as uncharacterized. The record is from RefSeq and is a predicted model, not a curated record. The coding region runs from base 1 to 780 and encodes 259 amino acids. The transcript is spliced from 2 exons. NCBI's taxonomy places the organism in Eukaryota, Viridiplantae, Streptophyta, Magnoliopsida, Sapindales, Anacardiaceae.